Saccostrea cuccullata (small rock oyster) is the source of this 1748-nucleotide messenger RNA. RefSeq lists its product as uncharacterized. The record is from RefSeq and is a predicted model, not a curated record. The transcript is spliced from 6 exons. Gene Ontology annotation, biological process: proteolysis. Lineage: Eukaryota; Metazoa; Mollusca; Bivalvia; Ostreida; Ostreidae. The coding region runs from base 83 to 1669 and encodes 528 amino acids. Gene Ontology annotation, molecular function: cysteine-type endopeptidase activity.
CAAAAUUUUCCGGGUAAUACUCAAUAGAUUCCGGGAAAUACGUGAUGAAUCAUGUUUGCCGAUUUUCUUUCUAAUUAAUAACAUGACGAUGUCUUCAAAGGAUCCAGACGCUCUAGUUUAUUUUACAGGGAAAGAGCUGGAAGAGGGACGAAUGGUCCAAUCUUUCAAAAGGUUUUUACUCAAAGAGAUACAGGGACGCGUAAAACUGGCAAGAAAUGAUGUUACUGAUCCCCUAGAGUAUGAUUUUUCUCAUGUAGUUCGUGGCAUCGCUAUUGUUAUCAGUAACGGAAUAUUCAACCCAGACUCUGGUUCCAGAAUGGAGGAAAGGUCGUAUGCAGAAAUAGAACUUCGCAAAAUGAAAGAAAUGUUUUCUGGACUGGGGUUUAUUGUAAUGUUGUUCAAGGAUCUAAGAGCAACACAAAUGUAUGAUGUCAUAAAAGCAGUUACCUCACAAGAUAUGGAUUUUUUCCUGGAUAAAUCGGAUGCCUUUGCUUGUGUUCUUGCUUCACACGGAAAUGAAAUUCAGGAAGACAACCCAGUCGACCCCAAUAUUAAGAACUACCACCACAUUAUAUAUGGGACAGACAGACCCAUUAGAACUCAUUAUUUGUUAGAUCUGGUCCACGAAAGACGAUGUAAAAAACUACAGGGUAAACCAAAAAUGUUUUUCAUACAGGCCUGCAGAAGUCGAUUUAACGAUCCAAAUCGUUUUGGUACCGGUGUCAAGGUACAAGUCUCCAACAAUCGUCAUGUAACACAAUCAGGACGUGAUAAAUAUGAAAGUAUUUCUACAGACCCCACCUUAACCUCUGAAGACACGAAAUCAAAAGGCAACUCUACACCGGAAGAAUCCCCAUGUCAAGACAAACUAGAGAAUGGAAGCAAUGAAUCUGAUAUACCCGAAUCUCCUUCAAAUAAGGAUCCCUUUUCAUCAGGCGACAGAGCAUCUUCACAAGAAAUUGGUGAUGACGUAGGAAACAAGGGCUGUACCAAUCAGAUUUCAGAGGAACGCUCUUCGGAACCUCCGCCUGAGGAUGAAGAAGAUCUCGCCGAGCUAUCCCAUAAACUAAAUUUACAGGAACUCAUUCCCUGUUGGGAAGUUGAAAUUAUACGUGAGGAAACAGAUGACAUUUCUGAGGAUCCAACAGAAGACAUUUCUGAGGAUCCAACAGAAGACAUUCCUGAGGAUCCAACAGAAGACAUUUCUGAGGAUCCAACGGAAGACAUUCCUGAGGAUCCGAGUAUUAUUCAAAGGGGCUUUAAAUGGGUUAAGAAGCGUGUCUUCAAAAAGAUAGAUAGGGUAGCCAGAAAUGAGGACGAGGCUGCAGGAGAUUCAGUGACGACAGUAGCGACACCAUGUCACAAUGAUUAUCUUGUCAUGUACUCCACUUCCCAAGGGAAAGCUGGCUUUGGUCGGGAAAAGGAAGGCGGUUGGAUGAUUCACGUCAUGCAUGGGAUCAUGGUUAAACACAUUGAAUUCAUUGGUCAGGAUAGGCGGAACUGCUUAGACUUCCUGUCUGUUAUGACAUGCGUGAUGCGUUUUAUUGGGUUUUAUUACGAAACUGACACCGGAAAACCGAACACUUCUGGUUUUAAAACGGCACCUACAAUGCAGCAUAAAUUGUCAAAAGAUCUUAUUUUUAGAAAUAAAUACCCAAAGACAUCCUAAAGCUGAACUGUUGUGAUACUUUUUUGUGCAUGCUCAUUAAUUGUUGUAUUUGAUGGCAGUUCCAUCCUCCUGUGAUGUC